AUGCGCCGUGCGCUCUUACUUUCUCUUGUCCCCAUUGUUCUGGGAUGUAACAACCCAGCAAACCAUGCCUGUGCUUCGGCUUAUACUGCAUCCAGCUCUGCUGCCGCAGAGUUCUGUGCUACUUUCACUGCUAGCAUAGUGACCGCCACUACCGGCCUGCCGAGCUUCGCCUCUGAGUGUGAGUUCAAGACCAAGGCUCUGUCGAGUGCCUGUAGCUGCCUCGAUACUGCCUGGGCUACUGCCGGAUCAGGAUCCGGAUUAGCCAAGACCACUGCUGUUGCAACCAGCGCAGCUACCACCACCGCUGCGGUUUCGAGCGAAGCGUCGUCUACUAUCUCGACUACUCUCGUCAAGGCCACUCGCCCGGCCUCCUCCACCACUUCCACUUCCGUUGAUGUCCCUGCCACCACUGCGGCACCGACCACCACUCAGGCCGUUACCACUGUCGCCGAUGACUCCACUGGAUCUGGUACUACUUGUGUUGUCUCUGAAUACGCAUCUCUCUCUUCUGCUGUCGCGUCUUGCACCAACAUCGUGCUCUCCGAUUUCUAUGCCCCUCCCUCGAGCACCAUUGAUCUGCAGAGCCUUCAGACUGGCGCCGUUGUGACCUUUGCGGGUACCACUACCUUCGGUGAUACUUACGACGAUGACUUCGAUCCAAUUGUCAUCUCUGGUCACGAUAUCACUAUCACCGGUGCCGAGGGCCACGUUAUUGAAGGCAAUGGUGCUGCUUACUGGGACGGCGAAGGCUCCAACGGUGGACAGGACAAAAUGCCCAGGCCCGACCACUUCAUCGUCGUCAAAAAGACCUACAACUCCAAGGUCACCAACCUGAACAUCAUGAACUGGCCCGUUCACUGCUUUGAUAUCACUGGAAGCCAGAACGUCGUCUUCUCUGGAAUUGUUCUGAACAACACUGCUGGAGAUGAGCCUAACUCUGCCAGCGGUAGCAAGGCCGCAGCCCACAACAGUGACGGAUUUGACAUCUCCUCUAGUGACUACAUCACCCUGGAGGAUAUCGAGGUCUACAACCAGGAUGACUGUGUUGCUGUCACCAGUGGAACUCAGAUCGUCGUUGACAACGUGUACUGCUCCGGUGGUCACGGUCUCAGCAUCGGAUCCGUCGGUGGAAAGAGCAACAACACCGUCGAUGGAGUUACCUUCAAGAACUCCCAGGUGGUCAACAGCGAGAACGGUUGUCGCAUCAAGAGCAAUGCCGACACUACUGGCAGUAUCAGCAACGUCGUCUACCAGAACAUCACUGUCUCCGGUAUCACCGACUACGGUAUCGACGUCCAGCAAGACUACCUCAACGGCGGCGCUACCGGUGACCCAACCAACGGCGUCACCAUCAGCGGUGUCACUUUCGAUAACGUCAAGGGCACAGCCACUGACGAUGCCUACGACUACUACAUUCUCUGUGGCUCGGACAGCUGCUCGGACUUUACCUUCACUGAUGUCUCCAUUACUGGUGGCGGUGAGACCAGCAGCUGCAACUAUCCUUCUAGCGGCUGUCCUUAA
This is a messenger RNA of Penicillium cataractarum, 1521 nucleotides long. Its product is annotated as glycoside hydrolase family 28 protein. Gene Ontology annotation, cellular component: extracellular region. The record is from RefSeq and is a predicted model, not a curated record. The coding region runs from base 1 to 1521 and encodes 506 amino acids. Gene Ontology annotation, biological process: pectin catabolic process. Gene Ontology annotation, molecular function: polygalacturonase activity. NCBI's taxonomy places the organism in Eukaryota, Fungi, Ascomycota, Eurotiomycetes, Eurotiales, Aspergillaceae. The transcript has 5 exons.